UCCGCGUGGUUCCUUUAAGGGCGUUUCAGGAAGUGUGCUGCGCGUGCCCGCUCCGUAUGAAGAAGUGUUGCUGGUCUCUGUUUGACGAAGAGACGGAUGUGUUUGGAAACGGUGUGAAAUGACGCUGUCACUAUGCUUUUCUGUGUCCUGUGCAUUCUAAUCGUCCCCCAAGUGCUUUCUGAAGCCCCUCCAGCACCCCCACACAACGUCCGUGUACAUGAUUGGCUGCUGACAUGGACUCCUGCCGCUGAGGAUGGAGAUGUCACCUACACUUCUCAGUACAGCAGCUUCAACAGCCUUAAGUGGACAAAUGUUCUACACUGUGUCCGCACAUCUUUAAAUUCCUGCAAUGUCCAUUCCACCAAAGCUGGGAGCAUGCACGACUGCGUGAAGCUGCGCGUGCAAGCAGAGAGGCAUGGACGGACCUCCACAUCAGUCGAGGCCUGUAGCGAACAGGGUCUCCUCUGUACUCCAGGCUUUAAUCUCACUGCAAGGUCUGGCUCCCUCAUUGUACCUUUGACUGAGGAAAACUCCCUAGCUCAGAAUUAUGCCCACAAUUCAAAGUACAGGGUUUACUACGGCAAGGAAGGAGAGCCCCUCCAGGAUUAUAAAGAUGAUGUGGCCUCAGUGACCAUCAAUGAGCUGCAGGAGGGACAGCGGUACUGUGCUAAGGUGCAGUACCUGUACUACAAACACACUGUGGGAAUGCCCUCAUGUGCCCAGUGUAUGCUCAUCCCCCACUCAGGCUCCAGCCACGCAGAGAUCAUAGUCCCUGUGUUGUUUCUGUUCGUCCUCUUUGCGUUUGUUAUGAUGGCGUACUUAUACAUCUUCCAGAGUGGGAGAGUCAAGCGGUUUUUGCGACCUCCGUGCAGGAUCAGAGAAGACUUACUUGAGCCAAUUCCCGAGGACCGCCUUCCAAUUCACAGCAGCCCCUCCUCUGAGGAGCACUUUGAUGUCAUUACUUCCAUGACCCCAGUAUAGUGCAGAGAAUUAAACAGCUUCUGCACUACUCUUUCUCUAAGCGGUCUUCUGAUUUUGCUGUGUGGCGAUUAGACCUGAACACUGAGCUGCUCCCUGAAGACACACUAUUUGCUGGAACGGAUUUAAACUCAUUACAGGUGAUGAUUAGAUGUCAAGUUGAAAUGUGAUUGCUGAGGAGGUUUAAUAAGGUCUAGAUUUAGCAUUCCCUCCAGAACAGCACAAUGAUAAGACUGAACCUCAAGUGCUCAAUCUCAUCUCCACUAGAGUUCAUAGCUCCCCCCCGUUACUAUCCACUCUAAUUCUUUCUUCGAUAUGGCUGCAAGAAUUGUAGGGAACUACAGACAUAAGGACUGUUCUAAGUAGCAUGUCUGAACCUUGGAAUGAGCAUUCAUCUUUAAAAUACCUACAGGAGAACAAUUCCAAAUUGUGGAAAAAGUCUACCUAUCCCUGGGUACCUAUGUAGAGCCACAGAUGGAGAACAUUGUUCAGGUAAGAUCAACAGUUAAACCUUAGCCCCCCCCAUGUUGCGAUAAUAAUCACAUUAUAACGUUGCUUUAUAUGCAUUAAUGAACCACAUUAAAACACUCAUGACUUUUUUUAAAGGAGAACCCCCAAAUCCUCAAAUGUAGCACAGCUCCUUUUAAGAUGAGUUUUUUUUAAUCUAAGAGAAGAUUGUGUCUGAACUUUAUGAAACCAUGACUAACAGCGGACCUGAGGCCCCCUGAGACAUGCUCACUGCUGGAAAUAUAGCAGUCAGUUACCAACCACUGCCACAGAGCUGUAUAGUCCUUAAAGCAGAAACAAUGGAAUGAUCACCUUUAUACUCUGGCCCCGGCUGGAGACUGCGAUUCUGUUGAAUGUCCACCAGUGUAGAUUUUCUAAUCAUGAUGUUGCUUUUGUCUGAUGCAAUUUCUUCUGCAUCAAGGUCUUUCUAUGAUGCUUAACUUUACUAACUCACAAUAAAUGACCUGAUGUAAAGCACAGAAA
This is a messenger RNA of Eleginops maclovinus (Patagonian blennie), 1968 nucleotides long. RefSeq names its product interferon gamma receptor 2 (gene ifngr2). Gene Ontology annotation, molecular function: cytokine receptor activity; protein binding. Gene Ontology annotation, cellular component: plasma membrane. The coding region runs from base 133 to 981 and encodes 282 amino acids. The record is from RefSeq and is a predicted model, not a curated record. Gene Ontology annotation, biological process: cytokine-mediated signaling pathway. The transcript has 7 exons. NCBI's taxonomy places the organism in Eukaryota, Metazoa, Chordata, Actinopteri, Perciformes, Eleginopidae.